Durio zibethinus is the source of this 2356-nucleotide messenger RNA. RefSeq names its product nuclear transport factor 2-like. The record is from RefSeq and is a predicted model, not a curated record. Lineage: Eukaryota; Viridiplantae; Streptophyta; Magnoliopsida; Malvales; Malvaceae. Gene Ontology annotation, molecular function: mRNA binding. Gene Ontology annotation, cellular component: ribonucleoprotein complex; cytosol.
GACCCAGAAAAAACGAGGGAAAAACCAUCAGAGCCGUUAGAUUAAACGGUAUGGCUCCUAAUUGACACGCAUUUAUGGUUAUAAGCGUUGGUUUGAACAAGGGCCUCCACUAAAAGGGACGGUUGUGAUUUUGGGCGAUGAUCAAAUUAUGAUAUUAAUACAAUAUUCAAGGAAUUUGAUGAAAGUAACAGCGCAUAACCAAAAACCUAUGUGUUUGGAGUCAAUUAAGCCCUCUCUUUUCACUCUCUCUCUCUCUCUGCCCACAGAUCUAAGCAACUUCUCUCUCGCUCUCCCUGUUUUUCUUUUUGUUUUUAGAUAGAUUCGUGAAAAAGAUUUUAUGGAGUCUUUAGUUUCAACCUAACAAUCUCGUUUAAUCUUUUUCUUCUUCUUUUAUAAUUUCCAUCAAUCAAACAUCUCCAACUAUAGCCUAACUUCAUUAACGUUUGUUUUUGUUAACUCCAAAACAAUCCCAUCAAAAAAAAGGAAAAUCGUCAAGGGCUUUUCCCUCUAAACCCUAGUCUUUUUUACAAAAAAAAAAAAAAGGGUUUCAGAUACUUAAGUCAAAAUCUUUGGAUCUGUGGGUUUAUCACUGUUUCAAGAGUUAUAACAUCAGACUUCUUUUUCUCUUUUAGAUUCUUCGUUGCAUGCUUCUGUUUUGAGGUCUUUUAAUUCAUCACUAUGGCUACUUCCUACCCAGGACCCGUUCAGGUUGGUUCGUACUUUGUGGGACAAUACUAUCAGGUGCUACAACAGCAACCUGAUCUGGUUCAUCAGUUUUACUCAGAUGGCAGUACCAUGAUUCGGGUCAAUGGAGAUUCCUCUGAAUCUGCUUCUGCAAUGCUUGAAAUUCAUACCUUGGUCAUGUCACUAAAUUUUACUGCAAUUCAGAUCAAGACGAUUAAUUCUCUUGAUUCUUGGAAUGGAGGUGUUUUGGUGAUGGUUUCUGGUUCUGUUAAAAUCAAGGAUUUUAAUGGCAGAAGGAAAUUUGUGCAAACCUUUUUCCUUGCCCCUCAAGAUAAGGGUUACUUUGUUCUCAAUGAUAUCUUUCAGUUUGUUGAUGAUGGAAUGAUUCACCAACAUCCAGCUUCCACAUUACAAGAAAACAAGUUUGAUGCUCAACUAAAUGUGUCAAGCCCUGUUGCAGAGCCACUAGUUUCUGACUACAUUUUGGAGGAAGAGGCCAGAGAGUAUGUCAGCUCUGUUCAUAUAGAAGAUGAUCCAGUUGACAAAUAUAGUCUCCCGGAGCAACCACAUGAAGAAGAUGAUGAUGCUGAAGUUGUAGUGGAGGAAUCUCCUGCUGAGGAAACUCUUGCUUCACAUCACAGCAUGGUAAACACUGUGCAAGUACCUCCAGCUAUGCCUUUGGAGGAACCUGUUGGGGAGCCUCCAAAGAGAACAUACGCCUCUAUUUUGCGUGUUCCAAAGGAGCAAUCUGCUUCAUCUGUUCAAGUUCAACCUUCUUAUAAUAAUCUUCCCCAGUAUACUUCAGAUUGGGAUUAUACACCAGAACCCACGAGUCAGCAGUCACGUCCUGCUUGGUCAGAUGCUCCCGAAUCUGCAGCAGAGACGGCAGUGGAGGAAGGCUUGGUCUCUGAGGAAGGUGAAUAUACUGGUGAAUACAAAUCUGUCUAUGUGAGAAACUUGCCCUCUACUGUUACUGCCACUGAAAUUGAGCAGGAGUUUAGGAAUUUUGGCAGAAUCACGCCUGAUGGCGUGUUUAUCCGGAACCGCAAAGAUGUUGUUGGUGUUUGCUAUGCUUUUGUUGAGUUUGAAGACAUUCUUGCUGUUCAAAAUGCAAUAAAGGCAUCUCCUAUACAGUUGGCAGGAAGGCAAGUCUACAUAGAGGAGCGCAGACCAAAUAGCAGCACUACUCGGGGAGGAAGAAGGGGAAGAGGCAGGGGUAGUUAUCCAUCUGAGGCCUCAAGAGGUCGCUUUGGUUCUCGUAGUCUGGGUAGGGGAAACAGCCAAGAAUCUGGUGACCACAGAUCAAGAGGCAAUGGUUUCUAUCAGCGAGGUUCUAGAUAAGACAGCAUCUUGCGAAAUCGAAUACAAGUUGGUUGAACUUUUCAACUUCUGGCACACUGGGUUUUCUUGAAUCUUGGGGGUGAUUUGAGGGUUGGUAUCGGUGACUUCAGAAAAUAUGCUUGUACUUUUUCAGAGUGUGUUAAUCCACAUAAAGGAAUGUUGGCGGACAUUUUUACUUUUAUUUCCUUUGAUAGGUAUAUGUUUCUCCUCUUGAAUUGCUUUUUAUUACGCAGCUCAAGUGGAGAUUUUUUUUUUUUUUUAAUGUUUUUGAUUUGUUUUAUGACUACUGAGGCAAUGUGAUGAUGGCUGCUUUUAUGAUUCUGAGAUGGAA